AUGGAUCCAGUCGCCGGCACGGCGGGGUAUCGGGGACCAGCGGAAGUGCGCGCCCGCGCGCCCGGCAAGAUCAUCCUCGCGGGCGAGCACGCCGUCGUCCACGGCUCCGCCGCCGUCGCCGCCGCCAUCGAUCUCUACACCCGCUCCUCCCUCCUCCUCCGCCCCACAGGAGAGGGUGGCGGCGCUGACUCCGGCGCGGUGGAGCUGUACCUCAGGGACUCGGGCCUCACCUUCUCGUGGCCGUGCUCGCGCCUCCGCGGGGCGCUAGGGGAGGAGAUCAGCGCCAACCCCGGGGCUCCGGCGCCGUGCUCCCCUGACCAGCUGGCCGCCAUUGCCAGGCUCUUGGAGGACCAGGAGAUCCCUGAGGCCAAGAUCUGGCUCUCCGCCGGCCUCUCCGCCUUCCUUUUCCUCUACACCUCCAUUCUGGGAUGCAGGGCUGGCAAGGCAGUCGUGACCUCGGACCUGCCCAUGGGCGCAGGGCUCGGCUCUUCGGCUGCAUUCUGUGUGUCCAUGUCGGGGGUGCUAUUGACGGCUGCUGGCGCAGUCAGUGUUGGAGCACAUAGGGGUGCUGAGGGGUGGGAGGUGUUGAAGAAGGGUGAUCUUGAGCUGGUCAACCAGUGGGCGUUCCAAGGGGAAAAGAUCAUUCAUGGCAAGCCUUCUGGCAUCGACAAUUCUGUCAGCACUUUUGGGAAAAUGAUCAAAUUCAAGAAGGGGGAACUGACAAACCUCGAGUCCAGGAACCCAGUCAAAAUGCUUAUUACUGAUACAAGAGUUGGUAGGAACACAAAGGCCCUGGUUGCUGGUGUGUCUGAAAGAGCAUCUAGGCAUCCAGAUGCUAUGGCUUCUGUCUUCCAUGCAGUGAACUCUAUUAGUGAAGAGCUUUCAAGCAUUGUUGAAUUAGCAGCCGAGGAUGAGAUAGCCAUCACCUCUAAGGAGGAUAAGCUAGCAGAGCUGAUGGAGAUGAACCAAGGUUUGCUUCAGUGCAUGGGAGUCAGCCAUUCUUCUAUAGAAACUGUGUUGCGAACCACUCUGAAAUAUAGCCUGGUUUCAAAGCUAACUGGAGCUGGUGGUGGUGGCUGUGUGUUGACUCUAAUACCGACAUUAUCGGCCAAUAUUGUUCUGGAGAAAGUCAUCACAGAGCUCGAAUCUCAUGGUUAUCGCUGCUUCAAAGUUGAAGUUGGUGGGCGAGGUCUCCAAGUAUUCCGAGGAUAA
Miscanthus lutarioriparius is the source of this 1212-nucleotide messenger RNA. The record is from the annotation of a GenBank genome assembly. NCBI's taxonomy places the organism in Eukaryota, Viridiplantae, Streptophyta, Magnoliopsida, Poales, Poaceae.